Messenger RNA from Etheostoma cragini (Arkansas darter), 1908 nucleotides. It is a transcript of the gene fndc4a, whose product is annotated as fibronectin type III domain containing 4a. Gene Ontology annotation, molecular function: protein binding. The record is from RefSeq and is a predicted model, not a curated record. Bases 493 to 1155 code for a protein of 220 amino acids. The transcript has 6 exons. Lineage: Eukaryota; Metazoa; Chordata; Actinopteri; Perciformes; Percidae.
CCCCGCGUGCGUGAACAAACAGGCGUAAAAACUGAGCUGCGGAGCGCGAGGACAGUCUGAAAACUUAGCGCUGUCCAUGGUUCUGAAUCAGAGGCAGGACGAGCCGGACGAGGGGACCGACGAGCCUGUGAGCGUCAUCUUUUCUUCACGACCUGUUUCAUACCUGAGCACUCCAUGAACAGGGGGACGAUGUAUGUCUACAGUUUUAGACACGUUGCAUUAGAGUCGGACACCAGGAUGAAGGACUUGUGGAUUUAAACCCCUGAAUGAAGAACUCGCCUCGGCUCCACAAAAUGUUUCUGAAGACAUCGUUUCUCACGUACUUUCACUGGCUAUCUAUUUACCGACCCACUCGAGCCCGAUUCAUCCAGUAACCGUUCAUUCAUUCAUCAACAUGAUAUAAGAAUGAACUGAUGCAAUUGAGUUGCCCGUCAAGCAUAGGAGAUCUGCGUUUAAAUCCACUGUAAGAAGAGCAAGGACACGCAACGAGACAUGGCUCGCCUGCUUGUUUUGGUCAACUCCGUGGUCCUGUUGCUUUUUGGCAGCGACAUGUUUUUGGUAGGAGCAAACCGGCCCCCAGCUCCCGUCAAUGUGUCCGUCAUGCACCUGCGGGCUGACUCUGCAACUGUCUCCUGGGAGGUUCCAGAGGGGGAUGUAAUAAUUGGCUUCUCAAUCUCACAACAGAGGCAGGAAGGACAUAUGCAGCGAUUCAUUCGGGAAGUCAACACCACCAGCCGCUCUUGUGUCCUUUGGGACCUAGAGGAGGAGACAGAUUACAUCAUUCAGGUCCAGUCAAUUGGCCUCUAUGGGGAAAGCCAAGCCAGCAAGAAGGUCCAUUUUCGCACUCUCAAGAAGACAGACCGCUUUCCCUCCAACAGCUCCAAUCAAGAUGACCCCACUGUGCAGGGCCUGGACAAGUCCCGGCAUCUUCAAACAGGAGAGAUGAUCAUAAUCGUGGUGGUCUUGCUCAUGUGGGCAGCUGUUAUUGCCCUGUUCUGCCGGCAGUACGACAUCAUCAAAGACAACGACUCCAGCAACAGUAAGGAGAAGGCCAAGCCGUCGUCGGAGAGAAGCACGCCGGAGCACCACAGCGGUGGGCUGCUGAGGAGCAAGUUUCAUCCUUCUGUGCCGUCUAUCAACAUCAUCGAAGUUUGAGAAGUAAAAAAAGCUGAAAACACACGUACAGUUUCUGAGGGUCGUCAUCAGUGAAUGAGUUUGGCUGAGGCUGUCUUUGCAAAAGACAUGCAUGCACACAGUAUUUGUAGAAAAACACUAUAAACUACAGGUGCACACCAAUUCACAUAACGCUUCACAUGACCCUUCAAACCCCAUUACACACACACACACACACACUACAGUACAACAAAAGAAACCUACUCCUGCAGAAUGAUAGUACAUUAACUAAUGAUAACAUUGAAGACUUUGCUGGGUGCUUAGUACGUUAUUGCAAUACAACUCACACAAUCAUCUCUGGGAGGCCGAGCUUCAUGACUUUAAGUACGCAGUGUAUUUUUGAUAUUGGCAUGUCCAAUUAGACAUCACAACCCCCCGUUAUAGAUAACUCAGCUCCAAAUAAAUCCACAUUUUCCCAUUGCAAAUAGUGUUAAUAUAUUGUCUCAUCACAAAUGUGUUGUGAUGCAGAUUGUUUGUAAGGAAAGAAAGAAAAUACAUGUAGUCAUUUGUAAGAACCACCAUGACAAAGUCAUACUGUUUUCUAGUAAUUAAGAUACCAUUUUCUGGUCAGGAUUGUAUUUUUUCAUGUCAUAAUUAAUGACCAUUAUGUCUGUACAUAUUGCGUUCAUUUACUAAAGCUGCAUGCAGGUCAUUAGCCUGUAGAAUAGCAUUUGAUGUGCAUUCAAACUUAGAUGCCAAAAAUCAAGUAAUAAAAAAUGAUUGCAGUCCUGUGAA